Messenger RNA from Microthlaspi erraticum, 375 nucleotides. Lineage: Eukaryota; Viridiplantae; Streptophyta; Magnoliopsida; Brassicales; Brassicaceae. The record is from the annotation of a GenBank genome assembly.
AUGGAGUUUGCUCUUAAGUAUUUCGUUAUUUUCCUUCUUCUGUCUAUGGUCACUCAAGGACUGUGCGGAUGCACUUUCGAUGAGAUUGAAAUCGGGACGGAAAGGACGGGGAAAGAAAUCUCCGGACAAACGGAGUGGAAAGUGACGGUGAUCAACACGUGCACCUGUCCUCAGAAGAACGUGACUCUCUCUUGCAGUGGGUUUUCUCCUGUGAAUCCUGUCGACUCUGGACUACUUCUCCCACAAGGAAACACGUGUCUUCUGAUUAAAGGAGAAGCUUUGUCAGCUGGUGGGACCGCUGAGUUCGCUUAUGCCGGCGAGCCUUACAUCUUCAAACCCGUCAGCUCCACGGUUGACCCAAGUUGCAACCAUUAA